Ectocarpus siliculosus is the source of this 1596-nucleotide messenger RNA. Lineage: Eukaryota; Phaeophyceae; Ectocarpales; Ectocarpaceae. The record is from the annotation of a GenBank genome assembly.
AUCCGGCACACCACAGUCUACACCAGACCCCCACAACAGCACCGACCGCCAAACCACGCGUACAUCGACAGAGAGACAGAUGGUUACCUCAACCAACACCCACCUGGCGCUCCUUGCGCUCCUUCUCGGCACGCAGCAAGGAGAGUGCCACCGCUACCGCACCCACGGCGGGCACCACCACCACCAUGGCCGACGCCUCUUUCAGCUGCCCACGGUAGUGAACAACGAGAUAGUGGACACUGGGGCGUUCAGGCCGUUCCGACACGUGCAGCCGCGUGGUAGGCCUCACGUGAGCUCUGCUGGACCCCUCAUGGACGUGUUCCAAGACGUCAUGGGCGAGAUCAAGAAAGUCGCUUGCGAGCUCUCGGACCCUACGACCGAGGCGCGGAGCCCGCCCUACGAAGUCCUGGAGACCCCCGACGCCGCCACGCUCAUCGUAGACCUUCCGGGGUGCAAGAAGGAAGACGUCGACGCACAGGUCUCCGAAGACUCCGGCACGAAGACGCUCACGAUCACGGCGGUGAGAAAGAAGCCACGUCAGGCCGACGGUGACGCCAGGUCACCGUCGUCGCCGCCUGACACGUCAGGGUCUACCGAUGGCAGCAGCGCGGCAUCCACCACGGGUGCGGCGGAUGCUGCCGCGCCUCAUGAGGCAGCCAAGGACACGCCUGAACCUUCUCUGUCUUCCUUUUCGGAGGAGAGCUUCAAGCUGUCGUUCCGGGUCGGAGAAGAUAUCGACGUGUCCGUCAUCCGUGGUGGCCUGGAGGACGGCGUUCUCACGCUCGUGCUGCCUAAGCUAGCCCCGGAACCACCUGCGGAGCCAAUCGACAUCCCGAUCGACUUUACUAGCUCUACCAGAAGCAACACCGGGACAGGGGAGGGGGAAAGGGAACGCCACGCCGCCGCUUCGACCGGUGGCAAGGAGGAAUCAAUUGGCGACGCCGGUGGCGACGCUGACACACACAUCAGCCUAGCGUGACGUUGAAACUUGGACUUUCACUCUUGUCUUCGCGGGGGGACGGCCACUCGUCUUACUCUCGUUAAGUUGAUCGUUGUAAGAGAAAUGAGCGACGAGUGUUAUGUGUGUGGACGACCAACGCUGAGAUGUGUCGAGGCGUACGUGUAUAGAAAAAUGUGUUGCUGUUGUCGUUCCCGUUUGAAGAGAGAGUUGUCGGAACGAUAGUUCAGACAGACGUCUACAGAGAAGCAUCAUGAGCAUUAGCGGCGGGGGUAUGGUUUGGUUCUUCUUCAUGCAUUUUUGGUCUCCCUCCUGCUGUAACGCGCGGGCAGGAUACAGAUGCACCGCCCAAAACUCGCGGAGAAAAGGUUGGGCGAUAGGUAUUUGACUCGUGCUUGAACGUUCCCCUCGUGACAUGUACCUGGUAGUAGUUGUUACGCCAGUCUCACGAGCGCUGAAGUCGUUGGUGCGAGAAUAGUGUGUUGUUUUGGUGAUGUUGAAUAUUCGCUGUAUUCAUUAUGCAUACGAGGCGCUUAUAUUUUCUCAGCACGUAGAUAUUGCCCGUACGAGUGCUGCCGGCGAGAGCUCCGCACUCCAGCCACAUGACAUGAACAACAACAAUCGGACGAUUUUGGUCG